Ostreococcus lucimarinus CCE9901 is the source of this 390-nucleotide messenger RNA. RefSeq lists its product with no specific name. The record is from RefSeq and is a predicted model, not a curated record. Gene Ontology annotation, molecular function: structural constituent of chromatin; protein heterodimerization activity; DNA binding. Gene Ontology annotation, cellular component: nucleosome. The transcript is spliced from 2 exons. The coding region runs from base 1 to 390 and encodes 129 amino acids. NCBI's taxonomy places the organism in Eukaryota, Viridiplantae, Chlorophyta, Mamiellophyceae, Mamiellales, Bathycoccaceae.
AUGUCUGGACGAGGUAAAGGAAAAUCCGGCAAGAAGGCCACGAGCCGAUCCGCCAAGGCGGGCUUGCAAUUCCCGGUCGGCCGGGUCGCGCGCUACCUGAAGGCUGGCAAGUACGCGACGCGCGUCGGCGCCGGUGCGCCGGUGUACUUGGCGGCUGUCAUGGAAUACUUGUGCGCCGAAGUGCUCGAACUCGCGGGUAACGCCGCGCGCGACAACAAGAAGUCGCGCGUCGUGCCGCGCCACAUCCAACUCGCGAUCCGCAACGACGAAGAGCUCUCCAAGCUCCUCGGCACCGUCACGAUCGCGGCGGGUGGUGUUUUGCCGAACAUCCACUCCGUUUUGUUGCCGAAGAAGUCCAAGAAGUCUGGCUCGGCGUCCCAAGAAUACUAA